GAUUUUCUCUUACAGGUAUUUGGGUGCUGGGUCUGGAUCCUGGUAGCUGCCACCCAGGUCGCAAACCCCUUGCUGCAAGGAUGGGUGAUGUAUGUGUCGCUGACCUCAUUUCUCAUCUCCCUGGUGUUCCUCUUAUCUUACUUGUUGGGAUUUUACAGAAUACUCGACUCCUGGAGAGUCUUGGACAGCCUGUACCAUGGGACCACGGGCAUCCUGUACAUGAGCGCAGCUGUCUUGCAAGCACAUGCCACCAUUGUUUCUGAAAGUGUGGAUGUGGGCAAAUAUUAUAUAAAUUGUGCAGCCUCGUUCUUUGCCUUCAUCACCACCCUGCUCUACAUCCUCCAUGCCUUCAGCAUCUACUACCACUGAGGAAGCAGGAAACCAGGCUCACGUAUGAAACACCAUUUCAAAACCUGAAUUAUUGGCUCCCUAUAUAUUAUUGGCUCCUGUCAACACUUCCCAUGAGGACAACAAGCAGAUCGGCAAAAAAUAUCCAAGGGACAUACAGACCAUCUGUUCAGACUGAGGGAUGAAAUCAUACUCUGACAUCCCUGUUGGGACUUUUGAAUUCAGCAUGAUGACUAUGAAGAUGCAGCUAUUUCCUUUCGCCUGGGAAAGUAACUAUCUCUUAGAACUGACAACAGAUCUAACUCUUCUAGAAAAUGAAUAUUUGAAGCCCACACAAUGGAGAAUCUGCACAUCCACCACAGCCAGGACUGUUUGGGGGUGCUGCCUCAACUAUGGGCUUCCCCAGAAUAGACCAAUGGACACAUUCAGUCUUCUUUUCUUAAAACCAAAAUGGUGCUGCCCAGGCCUUUAGAUCCAAAGAAGACUCACAGGCUUUGCUCCUCUUCCAUGGCUCUGCCUCUGCUCUGCAGUAGCCAUCUUCCCAACUCCCCAAACCCAGACCUGUUCCAGAUCCCCAGUUCUCCUCCCCCCUUCCCCACACCACCCAUCUCCCACUCCACUUCCCCUUCCCUUUCCUCCUCAACAUUUGAAGUUCAAAGAAAAUUGGUAUAAAAUCAACUUUGAGAGUGACUAUUUUUAAGGAAAACAAGUAUUUGGAUCUUUAAAUCUGUUCUAUACAGUCAGAUGAGGGUACAGGGAGGAGAAGAAGGUAUAAUCUCCUUCUCUGUAAACCAAAACUCAGAAAACCACAGGUCCACAAGUUAAGUAUUUUAGACCUCCCAGAACCCACUACUUUGAUCCUUGGAAAAGACUGAGGAUAAUGGAAAUGGGACCUUCCGUGUAUAGAUUUUCAUGUGGGCUGUCACAGGAAACUGAGCAAGAAACCUGCCCCAGGGCCAUACUUCCCUUUAUCUUUGAGAGAUGCUAGCCUGGUGAAGCCUGGGCCCACCCAGUUAACCUCAUACCGUGCCUGGACCUCAAAGGCAUUUGCACAGGGGGCCAUUCUCAAAGAAAAGCUGUUGUUGUGCACACAGAAGUGUAAAAUGAACUGUUGGGUUCCCAAGUAAAUGGGUUUCAAAAGAAGGCUGUGCUCCAGCUCACUCUCUGUGUUGUGCCUCCCUACCCAGUCAAUGAAAGUAGUCUCCUAGCUAUGCGUGUGCCUGCUGAAGUUUUGAAAUGAAAUAAAUUAUUAUGUGAAAGGGACUUGUCUUAGUCAAUUCUAGGAUUCAGUUUUGUAGCAACAUUUCCCCUUUUCUCAUUAGUGACUUAAUAUUGAUUUACAGAAUUUUAAGAUAUAAUAGGGAUAUAGUUCCACACAGUUCUCCUCACCAGAGUUCUCUGUCCCUAUCCCCUCCAUUGGAAACUGCAGUAGCUCUCUCAAGGAUGGACUUUAUAUCUGUAACUUUCUAUCUAUAUCUAUAUUUUUGUAGCAAUAUUUUGAUGUUCCUGGAGACUGAGGGUAACACUAUCACUAGUUGCUCACAUUCUAACUGCUCUAGUGUCUUGAAAAGUCACCAUCAAUCUCUCACUGUUUUUAUUGGCAGCUGUCUGGUCUGGUCACUGUUCAAUGCUCACUGAGUAGUCACACCCAAAUAAAGAGCAUUUGUCUGGUAAAAAUAUUGAA
This is a messenger RNA of Erinaceus europaeus (western European hedgehog), 2032 nucleotides long. It is a transcript of the gene MALL, whose product is annotated as mal, T cell differentiation protein like. Bases 88 to 369 code for a protein of 93 amino acids. The record is from RefSeq and is a predicted model, not a curated record. NCBI's taxonomy places the organism in Eukaryota, Metazoa, Chordata, Mammalia, Eulipotyphla, Erinaceidae. Gene Ontology annotation, cellular component: membrane. Gene Ontology annotation, biological process: myelination. The transcript is spliced from 3 exons. Gene Ontology annotation, molecular function: structural constituent of myelin sheath.